Octodon degus (degu) is the source of this 1731-nucleotide messenger RNA. RefSeq names its product adaptor related protein complex 1 mu 2 subunit (gene Ap1m2). The coding region runs from base 74 to 1351 and encodes 425 amino acids. The record is from RefSeq and is a predicted model, not a curated record. The transcript is spliced from 12 exons. Gene Ontology annotation, molecular function: clathrin-cargo adaptor activity. Gene Ontology annotation, cellular component: clathrin-coated vesicle; clathrin adaptor complex. Gene Ontology annotation, biological process: vesicle-mediated transport; intracellular protein transport. NCBI's taxonomy places the organism in Eukaryota, Metazoa, Chordata, Mammalia, Rodentia, Octodontidae.
GGCGCUCACCUGGGCGCGGGCGCUUCCGCAGGAAGAAGGAAGCCGCCCCUCCCGCGCCAGUCGCGGCGCCACCAUGUCCGCCUCUGCCGUGUUCAUCCUGGACGUCAAGGGCAAGCCUCUGAUCAGCCGUAACUACAAGGGCGAUGUGGCCAUGAGCGAGAUUGACCACUUCAUGCCUCUGCUCAUGCAGCACGAGGAGGAGGGUGCGCUGGCCCCCCUGUUGAGCCACGGCCGGGUGCACUUCCUGUGGAUCAAGCACAGCAACCUCUACUUGGUGGCCACCACGCUGAAGAACGCCAAUGCCUCGCUGGUCUACUCCUUCCUCUACAAGACAGUGGAGGUAUUCUGUGAGUACUUCAAGGAGCUGGAGGAGGAGAGCAUCCGAGACAACUUUGUCAUCGUGUAUGAGCUGCUGGAUGAGCUCAUGGACUUCGGCUUCCCGCAGACCACGGACAGCAAGAUCCUGCAGGAGUACAUCACCCAGCAGGGCAACAAGCUGGAGACGGGCAAGUCUCGGGUGCCGCCCACUGUCACUAACGCGGUGUCUUGGCGCUCGGAGGGCAUCAAGUACAAGAAGAACGAGGUUUUCAUUGACGUCAUAGAGUCCGUCAACCUGCUGGUCAAUGCCAACGGCAGCGUCCUGCUCAGCGAGAUUGUGGGCUCCAUCAAACUCAAAGUGUUUCUUUCCGGGAUGCCGGAACUGCGGCUGGGCCUCAACGACCGCGUGCUCUUUGAGCUCACUGGCCUUCCAGGCAGCAAGAACAAGUCGGUGGAACUGGAGGACGUGAAGUUCCAUCAGUGCGUGCGGCUGUCGCGCUUCGACAACGACCGCACCAUCUCCUUCAUCCCGCCUGACGGCGACUUCGAGCUCAUGUCCUACCGGCUUAGCACGCAGGUCAAGCCGCUCAUCUGGAUUGAGUCUGUCAUUGAGAAAUUCUCCCACAGCCGGGUGGAGAUCAUGGUUAAGGCCAAGGGGCAGUUUAAGAAGCAGUCUGUGGCCAACGGCGUGGAGAUUUCUGUGCCUGUCCCCAGUGAUGCCGACUCCCCGCGCUUUAAGACCAGUGUGGGCAGUGCCAAGUAUGUGCCCGAGAAGAACGUUGUCAUCUGGAGUAUUAAAUCCUUCCCGGGGGGCAAGGAGUACCUGAUGAGGGCCCACUUUGGCCUCCCCAGUGUGGAGAAGGAGGAGAUGGAGGGCCGGCCUCCCAUUGGGGUCAGGUUUGAGAUCCCCUACUUCACCGUCUCUGGCAUCCAGGUCCGCUAUAUGAAGAUCAUUGAGAAGAGCGGUUACCAGGCCCUGCCCUGGGUGCGCUACAUCACGCAGAGUGGAGAUUACCAACUUCGGACCAGUUAGAAAGGACCAGGAGCAGGCCUGGAACAUGAGUGUCUCUCUCCCCAGUCCGCAGAGUGUAGUGAAGGGGAGGGCAGGGCGAGUUUGUGUGUGUGUGUGUGCGCACGCGUGUGUGUUCCUGCACUGUGCAUCCAUUUGGGCAAUUACCCCUUCUUCCCUCGCUGACCCCUUCCUCCGGUCUUCUUUCCCGUGGGCUGGGCAGAUGGUCUCUAGCUUUCUUGCUCGUGGGGCUCCCCACCCCGUUUUAUAUGAAGAAAUACCAGAGGGGCUUGAGGCCCCUCGCGAGUGCCUUCCUGCAGUGACUGCCUUAAGGGGGACCCGGCCUUCCUUCAGGGCCACUGAGCCUGCCGGUUUUUGGGCAUCAGUAAAACGAUGAAUCUGGA